Molecule: messenger RNA, 857 nt
Organism: Caenorhabditis angaria
Lineage: Eukaryota; Metazoa; Nematoda; Chromadorea; Rhabditida; Rhabditidae
Source: the annotation of a GenBank genome assembly
AUGUUCCGAGUUGCUCUUUGCACUGUUUUGGUUUUGGGAGUUUUGGCUGGACCACAAGGUGGACGUGGCGGACAACAAGGUGGACAAGGAGGUCAAGGCCCACAAGGAGGUCAAGGCCCACAAGGUGGACAAGGCCCAAGAGGACCACCACCACCACCAUUCCUUCAAAAUGUGACCGAUGAAGCUCGUCAAGCCUACUUUGAAAUUGUUAGCAAUGACAAUUUGACUAUUGCUGAAAUUGACACACAGUCUGCAGCUUGGGCUUCAACCUAUGGAGUUUCUGUAAGUUAUUUUGUUGUUGAAAAUUUGGAUUUUGGAAUCUAGUGUUAACUUUUCAAAAACACUCUUGAAAUUCGGAAAAAAACGGGGGAUUUUUUGGGUUAGAAAUUUCUUGACUCUAACAUUUUCCAACAAUUUCACUAAACCGUUUUUUCCAGGACAUCUACACCGAAUUCCAAGCCAACCAAACCGCUCUUCUCGCUGAAAUCAAGGAAAACGUGACUGAAGUCAUUUCAAAUCUCUCAAGUGUUCAAUCACAACUCGAAGCCAUUCUUGACAACAAAGAUCAAACUCGUGAAGAACAAAGAAAUGCCACCGAAACAUUGAGAGAGCAAUAUCCAAUUGAAGUUUCAGUGAUCUUCUCGAUCGCCAGACCACAACCACCACAAGGUGGGCCACAAGGUGGACAAGGACCACAAGGAGGUCAGGGACCACAAGGACAACAAGGAGGUCAGGGACCACAAGGACAACAAGGCGGACAAGGACAAGGCCCACAGGGACAACAAGGUGGUCAGGGACCACAGGGACAACAAGGAGGCCAACAAGGACAACAAGGUGGACGUGGAGGUAGACAAUAA